Molecule: messenger RNA, 921 nt
Organism: Ilex paraguariensis (yerba mate)
Lineage: Eukaryota; Viridiplantae; Streptophyta; Magnoliopsida; Aquifoliales; Aquifoliaceae
Source: the annotation of a GenBank genome assembly
AUGGGCAAAGAAGAGAGUUCAGUAUUUACCUGUCAUAAGAAUGUCAAAUACAGUUUUGAUUAUUUAAUGGUAAUCAAUGAAUUGUCCUUGACUGACUCCCAAGUCCACCAUGAUGCCAUUUAUGGCACAAUGGAGAGAGCUGCUUCUAAACUUGAUUCUUCCUCUAUCGUGUUUCAUUUCAUGUCAUCAUCAGAUUUACAUGCUUAUGCUGUGAAUUUGUGCAUAUCUAGAAGAAUAUCAGAUAUGAUAUCUUGUCUUAUAUCAACAGCCAAGAAAUACUAUCCUUCUAGACAGCGACUAACCAUCCCUCUCCAACCGGGAUCAAAGGAGAAACCUACAGUUCUUCAAUCAAAGAAAUGUCUCAAAGAGUAUAGUGACGGAAACACUGACAAAUUAACUGUUGUGUUCAAGGACCUUGGUACACAGGUUUCCUACCGUACACUUUUCUUCUGGGAAUACUUGGGUCCGUUGGUGAUCUACCCUGUCUUCUACUACUUCCCCGUGUACCAUUUCUUUGGCUAUAGAGGAGAGCGUGUCAUCCGCCCAGUUCAGACAUAUGCCUUAUACUACUGUCAUCCACUUUAUACUCCUGUAAGUGAUCUCCAAAUGAAGGUUGGCUUUGGGUUUGGAGUAGUUUGUCAAGUUGCAAACUUCUAUUGCCAUUUGUUAUUGAGAAAUCUUCGGAGUCCCAAUGGGAGUGGAGGGUACCAAAUCCCACAUGGGUUUUUGUUCAAUGUUGUGACGUGCAAAUUACACAACAGAGAUUUAUCAGUGGCUGGGCUUCACCGCUUCAAUAUUGCAGCACAGACUGUUGCAGGCUAUAUCUUUAUGGUGGUUGCCUCUUCCAUCAUGACCAACUGGGCCCUUGCAAAGCACCGCCGUUUGAAGAGAGUAAAUUUCUUUUCUUUAUUGCUUAAGUAG